Penicillium argentinense is the source of this 747-nucleotide messenger RNA. RefSeq lists its product as uncharacterized. The transcript has a single exon. The record is from RefSeq and is a predicted model, not a curated record. Bases 1 to 747 code for a protein of 248 amino acids. Lineage: Eukaryota; Fungi; Ascomycota; Eurotiomycetes; Eurotiales; Aspergillaceae.
AUGGAGCAAUUCGAGAACCAAGAGGGAACAACUCUUCAUUCGUUGGGCAGCCGCACGAUUAUUCGAUAUGAGAACAAUCUUGUCGUGAAGUCGGGCGAUAUUCGUGCUCACGAAGCACAAACACUUCAGUUUAUCGCAGCGAAAACGACAAUACCUGUUCCCAAAGUUCAUAAUAUUCAUUACGAAGAUGGGAAAGUGAUGGCCAUCGUAAUGGACUACAUACCUGGCAAGCGACUCGACGAAGCGUGGGAUACUUUAGACUCUCAUCAGAAACUCUCCAUCGCCAACGAGCUUCAUUCUUAUCUGAGCCAACUUCGCAAGUUGAAAGGCGACUACAUCGGAGCAAUUGGCCGUGGUCAGGCUAUAAUUGGCCAGAUUUCAUCACUUGAGGGAGGUCCAUUUGAUUCUGAACAGCAGUUCAAUGAGUUUAUACUGGGAGAUAUCGUCAAAUCAGCGCCAAAAAUUCUGCGGCAUUAUGCCAAAUAUGCGCUGAUGGAUAACCAUGAUAUCGUCUUCACUCAUUCUGAUUUGUCUCCGCGGAAUAUUCUUGUCGACGGAGGCCGUGUCACAGCUAUCAUUGACUGGGAAUAUGCCGGUUGGUACCCGGAACACUGGGAAUAUAUUCAGGCCCUCCGACAACUGAAACCAAUGCCUGACUGGCCCGAUUAUCUGUCUCGGAUUCUUCCUCCCAGAUUUGAGAGGGAAUACAUAGGCAUGUCAUUUCUAUCUCGUCUCAUGCGCCACUGA